Molecule: messenger RNA, 2908 nt
Organism: Trichobilharzia regenti
Lineage: Eukaryota; Metazoa; Platyhelminthes; Trematoda; Strigeidida; Schistosomatidae
Source: the annotation of a GenBank genome assembly
UCCUGCAGUUACAACUUCGGUCGUGGUUAACGUGCCGUAUAGGCGGGAUCUCUGCCAUGUCAGUGAUGUCUACCACUCUGCCGUCCUGAUGAGUCUCUACUAAGUGCUGGUAUAUUUGAAAGCUUUCAGGUGGUACAUGAGUUCGUUUCAACUAGCCGUAACCGACAAUUCAACUAAUCAACAAGGGAACAAGCUGCAUACCAGCUAGCAUGAAAAUUAGGUGUCCUGAAGAAACCUCGGGGCAAGAAAGGUUGGGUACACAUACCAUGAUGAUGUCAGUUUAUUCGACGUGUGUUCAAAAGUUUCUGGAAUGCGCCUAACGUUUGUCUUAAAGUGUCAGCAGGACUGAGCUCGGAAUCAGUGCUAUUCAUCCUAUGCACAGGUGAGUCCCCCUAACAACCUUAUUAAGAUUUGACGCACUGAGACUGAAGCAUGCAUCUAUUGUUUUGUUGUAUUGUAUUACGUUAUAACUGUGAUCUAUUAUUUGGAUGAAGUUACCACCGAGUACCUUCAACAGGACUCUGACGGAGGUAACGCUAAACAAUACUAUUUUCCAUUACUUCCUUUCCUGGAGGAACAUAUAGCUCGUAGCUUUCGUAGCUUUAGUUUCGGUGGUGGUAUUUCGCUGCCAGCUUGGGUUUCUAGCCCCACGGCUAACCGUUUUAUCCCUCAGUUUCAUUUAAUAACAUAUCGGUAAACUUUACUGUUACGACAGGCGUUUGGUCCACUAUGUGUUGAAGAUGCAGAGUGAAGGAGUGUAGACGGCAAUGCAGUCCACGCUACUAACAUGUGGACCCGUAAAAUCUGAAUAGUAAGACCUCAAUAGGACCUGACACAAGACUGGCUAUGGUUCUGAAUAAAAAGCACAAUAAAAUUCAUCGAAACUGGAGGCCAACUUACUUUGAAUUCAGGAGGUUAUAUGUAUUCAGAGUAUGACUAAUAUACAGACUAUGUAACUUGCUUUUAAAUGAAUGUGAGUUGGUUGGGAUUACUAAAUAAGUGCUUAAUUUUCAACUAUAAAUUAUUGUCGAGGUUUUAUGGUGAAGUAAGUUCCUAGUGCGGGUGUUACUACGAAUCUGAUAAAACUUUCAAAUGGCCACUACCAAGUGUUUCAACAUAAUUCCAUGAACCAAUGUGGUUGAUUACUGGCUUUGACUUAGUGCAACGGUAUGAAAGCUUGAGUAGCUGUAAUGCUGACCAGUGUUCUGUUUCAUUUUGUUUCAGACAAAAUCUAGGGAGUCAGUUCUCUGUCGCAUGAAGGAUGCCAACUGUGAGGAUGCGACAAUAACAAAGAGAAGAAGGCGUGUGGAUUGUUUUAUCCCCGUAAUAAAUUUUUUGACUAUUUUAGCUAGACUGGAACUUGUCGCACUCAAUCCACUGAAGAACUAAGGAGAGAAUUGCAACAGUACGACAUGGCGAUUUCUAAUGAAGAAAUUAUCUCUGAAGAAUUACAUAGUCUUUUUCACGAUGCGUGUGAGGACGGAAAUAUUCGCAUGUGCAGAACGCUGAUAGAAAUUGGACGAGUAGAUGUAAAUUUAACGGAUAGACUGGAUUUUGCACCGAUCCAUAAAAGUGUCUUUUCUGGAAACCUCAAAUUAACAUCAUUACUUUUAAGAUGUGGCGCAGACGUUAAUCAGUGUGAUCGUCAGGGAUACACAGGUUUACACCGGGCCUCCUGUAAUGGUUUCUAUAAGUUAGUCAAGUGUUUAUGCUACUAUGGAGCCAACCCGAAUUCUCAGAACGAAGAUGGUGCCACUCCAUUACAUUUAGCUGCACGAUAUGGGCAUAAGAAGUCUUGUCGAAUCCUUGUGUGUUAUGGAAGCGAUAUCAAUGUUCAGAAUAACUUGGGUCAUACUCCACUCCACGUUGCAACACUUCACAAUCAGAGGCGUAUUGUGACGAUGCUGUUAAAUUUACACGCGAGGAUUGAUUUAGUUGACGCUAAAUUAGAUAAUCCGAUGCAUAUUGCAGUAUCAAUGGGACAUCGUGACAUCUUGAAGCAAUUAUUACGAGUUAACAAAGAUAGAAUGGAACUGGGUUGUUUUUCUCGUGAUACUAGUAGACCGGACGAGAAUAUAGAUAUACGUCAGAUGACUAAUGCUGAAGAUAAUAAAUCAAUCGAUAUCGCCUUUGGCGAACGCCGUCAUGAAAUCAUAAAUAUUAUGAAGGCAGAUUUAAAAGAAAAACAUGAAGUAUCAAAAUAUUCAUAUUAUCGUCUGCAUCCUGCUGUAUUGGCAUUGGAAGAUAUUUGCAAUCUGAGAAGAAAUUCAAUGAAUCCAGCAAACAAUGACAUGAACACUAGUCUCCAAAGCUCUAACGGUAGCGAUGAUACAACUUCGUCUGAGGAGGACCUACCGACAAUGAUAUGCAAUAGAGGUGAAAAAUGGAGAUGUUCAGAUAAUAAGAAUUUGAAAUGCAAAUAUAUUCAUAAUAACCUUAACGAGACAACACUUUCCUCAAACACUCCCGAUUCAUCACAGGAUGAAGAUUUUGAAAAGGAUAAGUUUAAUGAGUCACCUAGGGAGAGUAUCCAUGACGAAGCAAUAAUAUCAACUGGGACACGUUUCAAGCCGUAUUGCAAAGUGUGCUCGCGGAAUAUGCAAAAUGAAUCUGAUUCUUUAACUUCAAAUAAACCAUCUACAUCUAAUUCUCCGCGAAAAGAAAGUACUAAAUCAAACUGGUUCGGUCGACUCCUAUCGAAAAUAUUCAAAAUUAAAAAGAAAUCGUCAGCCAAAUGAAGAUGGUCUACUCUCACAAGUGCAUGGCUGAGACCAGCCAAUACUAUUGUAACCCAAGAAAAAUCAUUUCAAGCUGCGAUUGAUAGAUUCUGCUCUUUAUAUCGUGUCUGACAUUUAUUAUUUUUUAUGCUGUAUUCAUUAGACUCACGUAUUUUCAUAAAUAAACUCUU